GCCCGGCGAGAGGAAUUUCCCAGAAUGCACUUGUCAUUACCUAAGAAGUACACGGUCGUGUCGCUGUUUGACAAAUGCUCUGUUCCCACAGCGGCCCCCUAAGUCCGCUCUUCUUCUCGCUAUUUCUGCUGUCCGGUCUUUGUAGUUACGAGAAGGCUCGGAGAAGGUCUUAAAAACCUUCCGGCGUUCUUCGGCGCGCGCUCGAGUUUGCCGUAGGCCAGGAUGGCUGUCCGUCUUCUCCGAUCCGUGGCCCUGCUCCAAUGCAGUCGUUCCCAUAAGUCCGCAAGGCCGCUCCUAGCACUGAUUCCACCCGCUACGCUAGGAACGUGCCGAAGUAAGAAGACAUGGCCCAAGACGUUCCCAGAGGAAGAGCUGAGGAAGCGUUUGACCCCCAUGCAGUACCAUGUUACUCAGCAAAAGGGCACAGAGAGUGCUUUUACAGGAAAAUACACAGAUAACAAAGAAGAAGGGACCUACCAUUGUGUCGUUUGUGGUGCCUCUCUUUUCACGUCUGAUAAGAAGUUUGAGUCUGGAUCAGGAUGGCCCUCCUUUUUUGAUUUGAUCAAUAAGGACUCUGUAACGCUAACUGAUGACUUUUCAUACGGGAUGCACAGAGUGGAGACAACCUGCAGUCAGUGCGGUGCUCACCUGGGCCACCUUUUUGAUGAUGGACCUCGACCAACAAAGAAACGCUACUGCAUAAACUCCGCUUCACUCAAUUUCCAGGAGAAAAACAGUGCUUCUGCGGAGGUGGAAGCAUCUGGAGGAGCAGGUCAAUCACCAUCUUCUAGUAAGAAUGAAGAACUUUAAUAGGACAUGAAAUAGACCAAUCAGAUGUCACGCUACUCCAAAGUCACUCCAUCAACUUCAAAUCAAGUGAGCUGUGCAGUCAGACAGCUAUGUACUUAGCAUCAUUUAUCUGAAUCAUAGGGUUCUUCAAGAUCACAAAAUGCAAUAUCAGUAUCCAGAUAACAAAUGAGAAUGGCCUUAACGUUUGCUCCUCAACUUCUUUACUUGAAUUUUGUGUCGUUUGAAGAGCUCACAUUGCUUUAAAGAAGUUUGCUCUGCUUAAAUGUUUUUUAACACUUGUUGGAAAUUUUCAGUUGGGGAAAAAGUCUGAGACUACAUUGGAAAUUUUGAGUUUUUUAUUUGUUUUCAUUUUAAAUUAAAAGUUUUAAAGAUUGAGAAUUUUAAACAACUUCAAAACGAGUGACGGAUAAUGAAAAACACUUUCUAGGUCACUAAUUGAGUAAAUCGAGAGUCAGGUAUUCUGAGGUUCAAGAUGAUUUCUGAAUCAUGCUCAGAUCGUGCUGGAGAAAAUUUCUGGUGCCAUUAAAACAAACACAUUCACAUAUUCCUGUUGUGUUUUUUUUUUCAAUUCAGAUUUUAACUCUGAAGGUUUUUGCUUAUAAUGUAAUGUGUAAUGGAAAAGAAAAAUGCAUUUUCACUAGUGGUCUCUGACUUUUUAGACCCCAUUGUUUAUUGAAAGUCCAAUGAUUGGAAAUUAAUUAUAUAUGUAUACUUUCUCAGAGCGCUGUGUUGUUUUUGAAGUGACAUGUGAUACAGGGAGGUCAAGAAGUUUGAGGAAAAUGCUAUGCAAGUGCUCCUGUGAGCAGUAAAAUAAGCACCGAGUGGAGAACAAAGCAUUCUUUGAAAUAAAAUGGAACAGAUGACAAAUGUUUAGUCUGAACACAAAUGUAGCCUGACAUUUAAGGGUGCUUUUUUUGGUCUCCCUGCUUGCAGUGCCUAUUUUUGUCCUGAGUUGUGAGGGUUUUUUUGAGAUAUUGAUUUACUUUGAUUGAUAGAAUUUAACUAAUAUUGAACAGUGUGAUUAAAGAGAUAUUAAGAAUAA
Puntigrus tetrazona (Sumatra barb) is the source of this 1852-nucleotide messenger RNA. It is a transcript of the gene msrb3, whose product is annotated as methionine sulfoxide reductase B3. Lineage: Eukaryota; Metazoa; Chordata; Actinopteri; Cypriniformes; Cyprinidae. Gene Ontology annotation, molecular function: peptide-methionine (R)-S-oxide reductase activity. Gene Ontology annotation, biological process: protein repair; response to oxidative stress. Gene Ontology annotation, cellular component: cytoplasm. The transcript has 7 exons. Bases 223 to 810 code for a protein of 195 amino acids. The record is from RefSeq and is a predicted model, not a curated record.